Argiope bruennichi is the source of this 9553-nucleotide messenger RNA. Its product is annotated as Na(+)/H(+) exchanger protein 2-like. Gene Ontology annotation, biological process: regulation of pH; sodium ion transport; proton transmembrane transport. The transcript has 12 exons. Gene Ontology annotation, molecular function: sodium:proton antiporter activity. The record is from RefSeq and is a predicted model, not a curated record. Bases 1051 to 4179 code for a protein of 1042 amino acids. Gene Ontology annotation, cellular component: membrane. Lineage: Eukaryota; Metazoa; Arthropoda; Arachnida; Araneae; Araneidae.
UGCCUAAGAAACGUGCAGUAAUUUGCCUCAGAAAUCCUCUUGACAACUACCGCCGCUACUCUGAAUAUUCGUAAAACCUUUGACCUACUCAAGUUCACUUACUAUUCCAAAAAUAAAUCAACAUAGCCAUGUAAAUGAGAAUGUGUACGAAGAGUAAAGAAAAUUCAGAAUAUAAUUCGAAAGCUUUUGAUUUUUGACAUAUUUUUGAGAAACUUCUGCAAGAUGUUUCUUAAGAUGAUGUGUUUUGCAAAAAGCACGUGUUCGUAUUUAAAUCUGUAUAAAUAAGAAUAUUAUGUGAGCGAAUAGAGUAGUGUGUUACUUUAUGUUGUGAUCGGUAUGAGUUUUGAUAUUUGGUUUGUUUGUCUCAACUUUUCUCUCAAAGUCCUGGAUGGUGACAGACAGAAAGUUAUUUGUUUCCCUUGAAGAUAUCUACAGCUACAAUCAGCAGAUAAAAUGAAUUCUCCGAUGGAAAUUGGAGAUCGUGAAGCCACUCUCCUCUACGUCAGAAUUAGAAUUGAAUACACAACGAGCAUCUUUAUUUUAAUCUCUUUCGAAGCGCUGGGUACAUGAAUUGAUGAGUCUACGCGCUACUCUCAACACAUUUUCAGGUGUGUCAAGUUUGAUCGGAACAAAUCGCUAAGUGCUUUGUCACACCAAGAAGCAUUUGUAAAUAGACGAUCUUCCAGGCUGAACUCCUAAUCUCAACAGAUCUCUUCUAUCACCAGAUCCUCUAUAGUUUUAUGAUGAGAUAAGGUUUCCUAACAGUUUAUUCAUUCUGUUUCACUGCUGACUUCAUUGAAUCUAAGAUUUUGCUUUUCUGUGAGAAUGAAACUUUUGAAGAACUUCAAUAUAACUGCGGUAUGGACAGCUUUGUCAACUGACCACAAAUGCGUCAACUUCUAGAGACUUUAGUGACGAAUACUUAAAUAUUUUAAAUAUCUAAAAUAAAGUUUAAAUAUUUCACGGUCACUCAAAAAUUGUAUCAUCAGUUUAAUUUUCUCUUUGAACUACUUACCAAAGUGUCUGGAAUCAGUGCAACUAUUCGAGAUCAUGCGUCUGAUUUUGUAUUUAUUGGUGUUGUAUAUAACACUGCAUAGUUUUGUGAGAUCUUCAACUUCGCAGGAAACUGUGACUCCAGAAUACUCCACAAUUCCUAAACUGUUUUUGGAAGAACCAGGUCCCCAUGUGGCCGAUGUUCUUCGGACCGAAGAAGUCAGUGCCGAAGACGAUAUUAAAGAAAUUGAUUACGACAAAGAAGAUGAUGAAGUGAAUAGGGUUCAUCUUCCAAUCGAUCCUAUAGUGGGGGAGGAUGAAAAUUAUAAAAAGAAACAUGUGCCAGAUCACAGGUUUAAACUCAUUUCUCUCGAUAACAUUGUUCAUCUGAAUCCUGCAUUGCAGGUGUCUUUGUGGCUGUUUGUUGCGUGUCUUGUGAAAGCAGGCUUUCACGUUACACCAAAGAUCUCACUGAUAUGCCCCGAAAGUUGUCUUCUGAUAGUCGUAGGUGUCAUCAUUGGUCUGUUGCUAUUCUACGCCGGAUUGACCAACGUAGGCCCUUUGACACCAAAUGUCUUCUUUCUGUAUAUGCUCCCGCCCAUUGUUUUGGAUGCCGGUUAUUACAUGCCCAACCGUCCUUUCUUCGACAACCUUGUCACCAUCCUACUGUUUGCUGUCGUGGGGACAGUCUUCAAUGCCAUGACUGUUGGUAUGUCCUUAUGGGCCGUAGGUCUAACAGGAUUAUAUGGUGUAGAGAUGCCUUUGUUGGAUACUCUGCUCUUCAGUUCCAUUGCUUGCGCUGUGGAUCCAAUAGCAGUGCUGGCAGUCUUCGAAGAAAUUCACGUGAAUGAAGUUCUGUACAUUCUCGUCUUUGGUGAAUCAUUGUUGAACGAUGCCGUCACUGUGGUACUGUAUCACAUGUUCGAGGGUUAUGCCGAAAUGGGUCCCAAAAACAUCAUUACUGUUGAUUACUUGGCUGGAGUAGCUUCAUUCUUCGUGGUAGCCCUUGGUGGCACUAUAGUGGGUAUCCUGUGGGGCUUGCUGGCUGCAUUUGUAUCCCGGUUCACGCAUCAUGUCAGAGUCAUCGAACCUUUAUUCGUAUUUGUCAUGGCCUAUUUAUCAUACGUCAGUGCAGAACUAUUCCAUUUCUCAGGAAUAUUAGCAUUGACAUUCUGCGGGAUUACUAUGAAGAACUAUGUAGAGGAAAACAUUUCUUACAAAAGCCAUGUGACUGUUAAGUAUGCGAUGAAGAUGUUGGCCAGUUCCUCAGAAACGAUCAUCUUUCUCUUCCUAGGGGUCUCGACUGUCAAUGACAACCACGAGUGGAAUACAUGGUUCGUCGUCAUGACCAUCUUUUUCUGCUCUGUUUACAGAACUAUAGGUGUUAUUAUCCUGACAGCCCUCGCCAAUAGAUUCCGGCUGCAUCGUAUUGAUAAAGUUGCACAGUUCAUUCUUGCUUACGGUGGCUUGAGAGGAGCUGUAGCCUUUGCCCUGGUACUCAUAGUCUCGGACAGGAUUAUCCCUACCAAGAACAUGAUGGUCACAACUAUCAUUGCUCUUGUCUUUUUUACAGUUUUCAUCCAGGGUAUGACCAUUGGACCUCUGGUUAGAAUACUGAAUGUGCCAACAACAAAUAAAAUAAAACUUUCCAUGAAUGAAAGAAUCAUAACGAGGUCUAUGGAUCAUUUAAUGGCUGCCAUUGAAGACAUAGUUGGACAAACUAUGGGGAACUAUCAUUUGAGAGACAAGUUCAAAUAUUAUAACAAUAAAUAUCUACGACCAGUCUUGACGAGAGAACAUCAAAAUGCCGAACCCAAGAUAUUUGAAACCUAUUCGAAACUAAACGUUGCGGACGCCAUGAAUCUUGUGAAGUCCAACUCCAACCUUGUACCAGUUGCAGCUAAUGGAUUAGGAACGUCUCUUUCCUCCAUUUUCAGAACCUAUACGCAACUAAAUAUGGACAAAAGUCCGUCCGACGAGAAAGGAAACUUCUUGACUGCUGAUAUUCCAAGGAACAACUCCAGCUUCUUGAAUGUGGAUAUUGCCACUUUGGAAUACUCCCCCAGCCACAAAGAUUUGGCAGACGCACAACUCCAUCACAUAUUAUCAGAUGCUAUGUUCAAGCCUACAAGAAGGAGAUACAUGGGACGCGACGGCGGCCCAUAUGAUCAAAGCAGUAGACACGCAGCUGAAGACUCACGAUCACGGCUUCAAACACGACAUAUGAUGAAUGAUCGGAUGCAACCAAGAAGGCUGAACAAUUUAAGCUACGCAAAUAGCGCUGCAAGUCCAAGUUCUAAGGAUGGUAAGAGAACCCCAAACAAUCACGCGGAGAACAAUUCGGAACACUCAGAAAGAAGCACAAGCUCUGCAUUUUCAGAUGGUAACAACACUAAAGGCCUUAUCACAGGCAAAAAGAAACAACAACCUCCACCGCCCAAGCUCCGCUUCAGUGUGGCCGAUGAUGAUCCUUCAGAUUCGGAUAACCCUAUGCCCAUGCCCACGCAGACAGGAGCAGCCAAAGAUGAACCCCUCUCAGCCUAUAGUUCCCUCUUGGACGUAUCAUCUGCUCAGGAUGAUGAUGGAAUUGUCUUCACAGUCCACGGGGCACGCACCCCGUCGCCUAACCAAAACACAGAUGCCAAAGAUGGAACGUCAGAAUCCGACAAUGACGAUUCUUUACGCUCGAUACCUACGAAAACGCUUACCGAACUCACUUUACCAUGGAAACGUGACGUUGAGACUGGAGUUGGAGGAUCUCCAGAUUCAAAUACCUUUGUGCACCGCCAACAAGAAUUUCCAGCCUGGGUAGAGAAUUGUGAAUAUCACAUCUUCGAAUCCCCUACUAAUACUCUGUUAAGCCGCUUAGGUGCCUCCUCGAAACGAGUAAGUGCUCCAUCGGUCUUCGAGAUUUUCAAUCAAGCAGAAGCAAAACUGCCUGAUGCCUCAACAGCAAGGCGGAACAGCCAGGGCUCUGUUACCAUUGGCACUAACGGUAUUGAAAUCAAGGAGGAUAAUCCCACAUCAGCGUCCAAUCUCAAAUCCACAAGAAUAGAUAUUGACUCUAACAGUACCAAAGACGUGGUGAUAGAGAUUAAAGCUAAUGGCACCAGUCAAAGGAGCAAAGUUCUGCGAGGUGACUUGAAGGAUGAAGAUGAUAUGGGAAAUCAAGCCACCAGACUUUAAUUUUUGUAGUCGUUGUCAAAUAAAUGACUCUUAGAACAAGAGUUCUGGCUAAGUCAACCGCAGUGAAUAUGAUGCUUUAAAAAAAAUCAUACGUCGUCAAAGACACUGCUUUUUAAGAGCAAAAGUGAAGUUUCUGAAAAUGUUCUAAAAGCAGAACUGGAACAUCAUUUCAUAGCUGACACAGCUCCUUUCCUGUUAUGUAAAUAAAAGAAAAUUUUCUUUAAUGCAGUAAUACCAAAUGUUACUGUAGAAUAUACGAUUUUUAUAAUUUUGUUGAUAAAUAUAUCUAUUCUUUUAGUUAGCGCAGAAAUUUUAGUAAAAUGGGGAUACCAACUAAAAGAAAGAACUACGUUAGAAAUUUGAAACUAGUAGUUGAUUGAUAGUGAAUUUAUGAAGAUCUUUAGAAAGCAAUAUGUUAAUAAUGAUUUUGUUGCAUCAAGAUGCUCUUUUUAUUUCAGUAAAUGUAAAGAAUAAAAUCAUAGGACGCAUUUAUAAAAGUUUUUUCAAAUAUAGUUUUAAUUUAUCUUAUUAUUCAUUUUUCCAAUAAACUUCAGUAAUAUCUUUAAAUGUAUAUUGCUAAGAGUUUGAAAUAGUUAGGUAGUUGCUAUAAAAUUAUCUUUGAGAAAGCUUUGAAUUGCAUUUAAAAUAUAUGAAAUAUAAAGAAAUUAAAAGCACAAUGCUGGAAAAAUAUUUCAAUUUUAAAAAAAUUAAUUAAAAAGGACACAUUCGGAAUAAAAAUUUAAUCCAAAUUUGAUUGGACUCUAUACCAAAGAAAGAGCUUACUAAGUAAAAGAACUUAUUGAAAGUGUGAUUUUAACAUGAAAGAAUCGAGCUUUCCUUUAACAAUUUCCGAAAAUUUCUAAUGCACAAAUUACUUCAUAAAUGAAACCAUUUCAAAAUAUGAGUUUCAGUUGAGAUGCCCAUUUUCAAAAAUUUAUGGUACAUCUUUAUUUUACAGACUUUAGCAAUACAUAUUUUUAAUUUAUCACCCUUUUGAAUAUCUUGUAAGUAAAAUAAAAAUUAAUAAUAGCUAUAUUUCAUAAUAUUUUCUGAACGAAGGGAACAAAUUUGAUAAAUCCCACUUCAGGUGCUAUAUUAAAAUCUUAUUUCUGUAUAGCACAGUCUAUGCUACUUGAAUAAGGCAGAACUUGAAACAUUCUCAUAAAAUGCUGAAAGAAGUAUUUUUUAUUUAUUCUUUUCGUUUAAAUGAAAUACUGAGGUAUUAACGAAGUAAAUACUCUUUAUUGUGAUAUGUAAGAAUUUAAAAUGUGGGCACUAAAAUACGUUACAGUGCUUUUAGUGCAUUAUUUGUCUAUUUAAAAAUAAUGUUCUCUUUUAAAUGUUUAAAUGCGUGAGAGAGAAUUUAUGUGAAAGAAUAUACAGUGGCUCAAACAAUUGAGAAUGCACCUUACUUUUACUUGAUAAAACUGACUUUCAUCAUACAUAACACAUUGCCGAGAAAUGCAAACAAGUUUUAUUUUUACAAACAAGUUUUUAUUUUUUGUUUAAUUUAAAGUAAAAAUAAAGAACAAUCAAUGAAAAACUUCAAAAUUGAUAUGUUUCAGCAGUAUUUUAAAUAAACAUACGGAGAUUUUUGCUUCAAAAAAAUUGAGAAUACACCAAUGAAAUUUUUGUAAUAUCUCGCAUAGAAAGAAAAUGUCAGUAUUUAGUUGAAUGUCUUUUUGAUUUUAUAAUGGCCUCUAAACGUCGUGGUACUGAUUCGACCAAUUUUUGGUGGUAUCUGAAGAUAUUUUACUUGUUUUAAAUGGAUUUUGUUUCUAAUUUUUUUUGUUUUUGGACCGCUGUUUCGAAUGUGGUCAACAGAUAUUCAAUGGCAUUGAUGUCGGGCUACUGUAGCGAUGUGUGUAACUGCUGUUUACAAUGCAAAAGACGAUCCCAAACACAUGUUAUAUGCAAUGUGUUUGGGGUCGUUGUCCUGAAAAAAAAAUGAAAUUUCCAUAUAAACCCAAAUUUUUACCACUUCCCUUUAAAUUGCUGCGAUCAUAGGGUUCAUCCAACUUGAAGCUGAAAUUUUUCAAAUCAUAGGAGGAAGUGUGAAAGCUGAAACUAUGCGAAAUAUAAUUAGCGAAGCUGGAUAUAAAAGUCGAAUUGUUAGAGAAAAACCGUUUAUCAUCUUGCAAAUUCAAAAAAAGCGUUUGAACUUUGCAAAAACUCAUCAAUUGAAGACCAAUAACUUUUGGAAGUAAGCUAUAUUUAGUGAUGAAAGAAAAUUCAACAUUUUUGUCGGUGACAGCCGUCGCACCAUAUGGAGAAAGCCUAAUACUGUUUUGGAUCCUAAAAAUUUAUCUCCUAUAGUUAAACAUGGUGGUGGCUCCGUCAUGAUUUAUGGUUGUAUGGCUUCAGCCGGGGUCGAAAAUUUAGUUCUUAUAGAUGGCAUUAUAAACCAAAUUUACUUGGCAGCAAUAUAAAGGAAAGUGCUAAAAAUUUUGGUUUAAAUGGAGCUUUCAUUUUCCAGCAGGACAACGACCCCAAGCAGAAUGCACGUGACGACAAAAUGGGGUGUCUUUUUCAUUGUAAACAGCAAUUACACACAUUACCACAUUCCGCCAAUAUCAAUGUCAUUGAAUACCUAUGGACCACACUCGAAACAAUGGUCUAAGAACACAAAAUUAGAAACAGAACCCAUUUAAAACGAGCGUUGCAAGAAGAAUAGGAUAAAAAAUCUUCAGAUACCACAAAAAAGUGGUCGAAUCGGUACCACGACGUUUAGAGGCAUUAUAAAAGCGAAAAACAUUCAACUAAAUACUAAUACUUUCUUUCUAUGCGAGAUAUUACAAAAAUUUCAUUGGUGUAUUCUCAAUUUUUUGAGAUAAAAAUUUGCAUAUGUUUAUUUAAAUGCUUCUGGAACUUUUCAAAUUAGAAAUUUUUCGUUGAUUGUUCUUUGUUUUUACUUUAAAUUAAACCAUUUUUUAUGUGUAAAAAUAAAAACAUGUUUUCACUGUGAUUUCACUUAAUGUGAUAUUUAUGUCGCAAGUCGGAUUCAUCACGUAAAAGUAAGGUGUAUUCUUAAUUGUUUGAGCCACUAUAUUUUAUAUAUAUAUAUAUAUAUAUAUAUACCUCUGUGUUUUAAGAUGUUUGAAAUAUUUUUGUGUAGUGUUGACAGCUGUUUUUAUGAAAGAAUUUCUGUCUGAAGUUUGCAUUUGAUGUAUGUGGAAAUUUAUAUAUCUAUUGAAAGUUUCUGCAGCAUUACGGGGUGAAAAAUGUUAUUACAUUUUUUUUUCCGAUACGAAUUUUUACAAUCAAUACGAAACGUUUUAAUCAAUUACUUUUAAAUUUUUUAUUAUUUAUUUAUUUAAAAUUUAAUUAUAUUAAAAAUUAUCAAAACUUGAAAUAAAUUAUUAGCUCGCUCUUAAACUCAACAUGAAAAGCUGUGUAUAACAUAAUAGAUAUUUAGAGUUCUUGGUAUAAUAGCUGUUCUUUGAAAUUCAGAAUAAUAAGAAAGCAUAUUAUUUGCUUUAACUGCAUUCUUAAUUAAAUAAGGAAAGUUAAGCAGUAUGAUCCAUGAAGGUGAAAAUAUGAUUAAUUUUUUUUAUUUAUAAUACUAUAUCGUGAUUUAUUCUAAAAUUAUAAACAUUGUUUAAUCUUUUCUACUAAUAAAAAGUAUUCUUUAUCAAAAGGCAUUUAUUUUCUAAUUUUAUUAAAGGCAUUUAUAAUAUUAUUUUGUAGUUAGAAGAUUCUCUGAGUAUUCUUAAAAACGAAAAACAUUAAAGAAUUUCAAAAAUCACAAUGUUUUAAAAAAUUUUAUCAAAUGUAAUACCAGAAUCUUUAUCGAUUACAAUAAAAAAACUCCACAUUUUUUCGGAACUAAUGGAAUAUUUAUUCAAGAUUAUAUAGUAUUGAAUAAAUAUUAUAUUAAAAAAUCCACAUUUUUUCGAAACUAAUGGAAUAUUUAUUUAAUAUUAUAUAAUAAUGCGAUAAUAACGAAUUUAAUUAAUAAAUUUUACCUUUUAAUUCAGCCAUAAAACCAGGGAUAGCGAUUACCUGAUAUCAUUAGAAAGACAUCUAAAAGCAUUUCAUAUUCAUCAAUUAUUCCAUAGAAAUCUUUUGAACUAGCAAAUAAUGCUGUUUUAAAAUUUUAUUCUACAUUUGAAGAAUAUUAAAAAUUGUUGCCAAGAGUCAGUAAUUAAAAAUACAAAGCAAACGAUUUUAUAAAAGAUUGAGUGAAUCUCUAAUAAUGAUUUCUGAAAACAAUUUAUAGUGAUUUUUCUUUAAUUCUUCCAAUUCGAGGAAAAUAAAUUCUGAAAAUUCAAACUAUGUAACGAAAAUUCUUUGAAUAAGAAUCGUUUUAUAAAUUCGAAAAAAUUAUGAUGCGAAUUCUUUAUGAAGUAAAGAAUGGUAUUGAAAUGCCACGAUUAUCUUCAUAAACAGCGUAUGAAAUACUUAAUUUUUUUAAAAAAAAUCUUAAUAUUUAUUAAUAUUUAAUUAAGAAUGUUCUGUUUGAUAUAUUUAUUUUUCUUGUGAAUUUUAAGGCUACUUGAAAUUAUUGUAAAAUUAUAUUUUUAAAAUUACAUUCCACAUCAACAUUUUUUCAAAACAUUUUUAUGUAUAAGAAUUGAUUUUUUGGCAGAUGGCAUUUAAAAAAAUUAUGAAGUUAGAAAGUUAAAAAUGCCAUUAAGUAACAAUAAUUUCAGAAAAAUGUAUCCUUUAUUGAUUUUUGUGUAAAUUAUAAAUAACGUAUAUGUAAUGUGAAUUUAUGCUGAAAAUUGUUUCACAAUUUCUGGAAUUAAAUAACUAAAUCAAAUGUAAUCAAAAUCGAUGAUGACUUGCAAAUAUUCAUUUUUAAAAUUUUUCUAUAUAUAUAAUUUAAUAUUUACAUGCUGGAGAUUUAUUUUAUCUAAUAUAAAAUUUAUUUGAACUUCUACAUAAAGUGCAAAGCUCGCGAUUUCAUUCCAAGCGCAUUUUGAUUGCAAGAUAUUACAAUUUAGAUCUCUGCGAGAUUGUUCCUAGCCGCAUAUUAGAUCUAAGCAUCUAACGUAUGCAAACACCGUCCUCGUUGUACUAAAUAAGAGUGUUUUUCUUUUUGUGUAGUGUACAUACUUUGCCUUACGUUUUCUUUUUUUUUUUUUUUUUCUGCUGUAAAUAUUUUGCUCGUGCCUUUCGAAGUUGUACAUUUUUAUUGAUUGAUUGUUUUAAAAAAUUGAAUGUAGCUCUCACUAUGCUACCAAAAAAUUGUUUCAAUGUAAAAUUCUAUGGUUGCCAUAUCAGCAGUUUGACUUCUUUAGAAUCUAUAACUGCAGUUUAACUGUAGCAAUUGUUAUGUGCUCAGUAGAGAGAUACUAGUGUAUUAGAAUUUAUUUUAUCAUUCCAAUGAGAAAUGUAAUAAAGUGUUGAGAAAUAAAGUUUUGUUUAUUUA